CAGUAAUUGGUUAGGCUUCCAAUUUCUAAAUUAACUUUCUCGAUUGCAGUGUUUUUUGUAUACCUCUUCAAUCAACAUCAACCUCUUGAAGUUGCUUCCUCUUUUCUUAACUAUCUUUCAAGUAAACUCGUAUAAUGGCUGAUGAGGAGGAUCCAUGGGGUUUCGAUGAGGGUGAUAGUGAGCCAGCCGCUGCCCCUGCUCCUGCCGCUGCCGCUGCCCCUGCCGCAGAUGCAGGUGCUGCCCCUGCCGCGGGUGGUGGUGAGAGCGCCCCAACAGGCGGCGAAACUGAAGCAGCUGCCGCCGAAGAAGAAUUGGCACCGCCACCACCGCCGCCAGAAGACGAUGGGUACCGAAAGCCCGUGCAACUAUAUCGUCACUGGGUGAGACCACAAUUCUUGCAGUAUAAAUACAUGUACAACUACAGAACAAACUACUAUGAUGACGUAAUUGAUUACUUGGAUAAGAAGCAGGUUGGCGUUUCAAGGGAAAUACCGCGCGCACAAACUUGGGCUGAACGCGUGCUCAGAACAAGCAACGCUAGUGGACGCGACCUUGACUCAUACACAUGUUCAAGCAAAAGGGAUAAGCAUCUUGUUCAAACUCUGGCUGCCUCGAUUCGUACUCAUAAUUAUCACACCAAAGCUUAUAUUAACCAAAAAUAUGCAAAUGUUCUAUAAAUAAAUACAAUACCUAUCUAUAAAUAUGAAUACCAACUAAAAAGUUAGUUAAAAUUGUAGUACAAUUUAAUUAUAAGGAGAUGAUUACCUAAUUACGUUCUAAUAAACAAUAAAGUGGGAGCUUGUCGCUAUAAUACUCUUUUGAUAAA
Molecule: messenger RNA, 826 nt
Organism: Bactrocera tryoni
Lineage: Eukaryota; Metazoa; Arthropoda; Insecta; Diptera; Tephritidae
Product: flightin
Exons: 4
Coding region: 135-677 (180 amino acids)
Source: RefSeq, a predicted model, not a curated record